CAGGAGCCUGGUGGCAUUGCUUCUUAACUUGAAGCCAGAUUGUAAGUGCGGAAUGUUUGUUGACGGUCCUUUUCUGGCGGCUGAAGCGAGACAUUUGCAGUUGGAGCAUCUUAGCUGUGUGAAGAAGUGCCACUUUCUCUCCUGGACUGUUGGUGACAUCUAGAAGACUAAGUACUAAAAAUGGAUGUGUUUGGUGGUGCACCACGUUUCUUGGCUUAUCCAAGACCAGUGGUUGUACAAAGUGGAACUGAUGCAGUCCUAAAGUGUCAAAUUGGUGGCGAUCCAAGGCCUGCAGUUAUCUGGGAACGAAACAAUGAAAAGAUUGACCCACAAGGACAGUACAGGGUCUUUGAGGAUGGAAAUGUUUACAAUCUCAUCAUAUCUGCUGUGACGGUAGAAGACAGUGGACAGUACAUAUGCAAAGCAAAGAACAGUAUUGGGGAAACGUAUGCAGCAGCCACACUAAACGUGGAAGGUGAGGCACAAGAGAUGGAGGUACGAGAGGAAAAUAAACCACGGUUCCUUAUCAAGCCACUCUCUACCCGUGUGGGUCGUGGUGAAGAUGCUGUCUUUUCUUGUAAGCUCUGGGGAAAACCACGGCCAGAGGUUGUCUGGGAAAAAGAUGGCAAGAGACUCAAUGACAUAUUUGAAAGUACACACUUCACCGUGGGCUACCAGGAUGGUGGAUGGUUUCAGCUUAAGAUCUUUAAGACUCGUGCUCCAGAUGGUGGUGUGUAUACAUGCAAAGCAAGGAACGAAUUUGGGGAAGCAUUGGCAGGAGCUGUGUUGCUUGUUGAUGCAGGCCCAGGACAUGAGGAAGAAGGAAAUCGGAAUGGCUACACAAACGGCCACUGGAAAGCCCACCAAGGAAAACUGAGGAGUGGUAGACAAGUGCAAAACCGACUCAAGGACAAUAGUAUGACCAAGUCUACGAAAGUAAAAAUGUUUGCAGUGACAGAGGGCAAACAUGCCAAAUUCCGUUGCUUUGUGACUGGUAAACCCAAACCAGAAAUUAUUUGGAGAAAAGAUGGCAGACUGAUACUGUCUGGAAGACGUUACUUGUUAUACGAGGACAGAGAAGGAUAUUUCACACUUAAAGUUCUGUACUGUAAGCAGAAGGAUAAUGGAGUUUAUGUUUGUGCUGCAUCAAAUACUGCAGGGCAAACCCUCAGUGCUGUACACCUCUCUGUAAAGGAGCCACCUGUGAGGUUCAAGCAGCCUCUCAUUGAUCUAGAGGUAUGGGAACGAGAUUUGGCUAUUCUUGAGUGCGAAGUUCCAGAGGACUCUGUUCCGAUCACAUGGUAUCUGGAAGACAGGCGGUUGCAGCCAGGGGCCAAAUAUGGAAUGGAGGAGUGGGGAACAAAAAGACGAUUAACCAUCCGUGACAUCGGAGUUGAUGACGAUGGGAUUUACCUUUGUGAGAUGCCCGAUGGGGGAAGGAGCAUCGCAGAGGUAGCAGUAAAAGGUACAAUAUUGCGGAAGCUCCCAAGAAAAGUAGAUGUCUUGGAAGGUGAAAAUGCUGCCUUUUGUGUUGAAGUGGAAAAAGAAGAGAUGGACGUACACUGGUACAAGGAAGGCAUAGAGCUGCGAGAAACUCAUCAGACCAUUAUAAAGUCCUUUGGUCGAACUCACAUUCUGGUUUUUGUCAAUACAAUGCCCCAAGAUGCUGGCCUUGUGACUUUCCUUGUAGGCAGAUCCAAGACUUCCUCUCAGCUAAGAGUCAAAGCUGCCAGACAUUGUCCUCCCAGUUGCCCAGUGGCUGUGCAGAUCAACACAGAGCGUGCAAAUGCUGCUCUUCUGUCAUGGGUUUCUGCUCAGGACUCACGCAAAAACCCUCCAUCGGGAUAUGUGCUUGAACGACAGGAAGUGGGCACAGGCUCACAAGAGUGGCUACAGUGCUUGACCACUGACUCUGCAACAUCUGUGGAGAUCCUUGGUGAUAGUGUACCAUGUGAAGCCGAUUAUCGAUUUCGCAUUUGCAGUGUGAACAAAUACGGAAAGAGCAAUAAUGUUGAGUUCCCAAAAGCAGUUCACUUAGUUCCAGUGGCGAGAAUACAAGCUCCCUUACAGGAUGCCUUAGUGCCUGAGGGACAAGAUGCCAUCUUCUCUAUUGAACUCUCUGCUUCAGUUAUUGGAACAUGGUUCUUAAAUGGUACUCAACUUCAGGAGGAUGAACGUUUUUCUAUGCGUCGCUCCAGAACACACCAGUCUCUUCGCAUUCGAGGAGUACGUGAUACGGAUAAUGGGGCUGAGAUCACAUUUAUCGCAUAUAGUAUUCGGGAUUCUGCAGCACUGUACAUUCAAGCUCCUCUUGUGAAGUUUUCACCUAUGUCAGAAAUGGAUCGAAACAAAUUUGUAGAAAUUGGAAACCCCAUUGUGCUCUACUGUGAGCUGUCAGACCCUGCAACUCCAGUGCAUUGGUACAAGAAUGGGGGGGAAUUACAAACAGUUGAGGGUCUCCAUAUCCAAUCUGAGGGCACCAUGAGAAGAAUAGUUAUCCAGUCAGCAGAAUUAUCACACUCAGGAGUGUAUUGCUGUGAUGCCAUUGAUGACGUCAUCAGAUUCAAUGUGGAAGUAGAAGCUCCACCUGUGAAGUUCUCAGCAAUUCCUGACGAAAUGAGGACCAAGACGAUUGAAGCAGGCUGCCCUAUUGUACUCCAGUGCGUGGUGUCAGAUCCUGAAGCCCACGUUUGCUGGUACAAGGAAGAAAUGCAGCUAAUUUCAAAUACCGCAGUAGAAAUCCACUCAGAGGGCAACACAAGGACAUUAGUUGUUCAGUCUGCAGAGCUUCGCCACUCUGGUGUGUACAGAUGCACCACACAGGAUGAUACGAUGGAGUUUCAAGUGGCGAUCAAAGCACCACCGGUGACAUUUGUGGAUAUCCCAGAAGAAGAACUUUUCAAGAGUGUUGUAGAAAAAGAACAGCUUGUUCUGUCAUGCGAAGUGUCCAGAGACGAUGGCAUUGUCCAGUGGUAUAAAGAUGGAGCUGAAAUGCAACCAAGCAUUAAAGUUACAAUGGAAGCAGAGAGUACCAGAAGAAAUCUGACUAUCCAUUCAGCUCAACUGUCAGACGCAGGCACAUACACAUGCCGUGCAGGAGACCAUGUUUUACUCUUCAAGGUUACCAUACGAGAACCUCCAGUGAUGAUAAUCUACCCUAAGGAAGAUGUCCACCUUGACCGCCAUGUCCCAGAUGAAAUCAUUCUGAGUUGUGAACUGUCUCGUAUCAGUGGUGUUGUCAGCUGGUACAAAGAUGGCCAGAAGCUGCAAGACAGUGAGAACAUCAAACUCAAGAUUGAAGGCCCUUACCGACGACUAAAGAUCCUUUCUAGUGGAGUCGAAGAUUCUGGAGAAUAUGUCUGUGAUACAGCCGACGAUUCAAUAUUCUUUCAUCUAAGCAUUACAGAACCUCCAGUGCGGAUUGUAUCCCCAAGCCAGUCACAAAUGGAACUUUGUCAACAAACCUCAGAGAGGAUGGUACUGAGCUGUGAGAUCUCACGGCCCAAUGCGGUGGUGCGCUGGUAUCGAGAUGGACUCGAAGUGGAGGAAAAUGAUAACCUUAUUCUGGAGGUGGAUGGUGUCUACAGAAGACUCAUCAUACCUGAAACUACUGUCAAAGAUUCUGCAGAAUACGUAUGCGAUACAGCAGAUGAUUCCGUGACCUUCUUUGUGAACAUAGCAGAGCCCCCUGUCCGCUUCAUACGUCCAAGGAAGAUGGCGAGUAGAGUAGAGAAAGUGGCUGGGGAGACUCUGGUACUUGACUGUGAAGUUUCAAGAUCAAAUGCUGAAGUCACCUGGAAGAAAAAUGGGGAAGAAGUAGAAGACUCCAGAAAUAUCACCAUCCUUGAAGAUGGCGCCAUGCAUCAAUUAACCAUCCACUCUCUCACAGUGAAGGAUGCUGGGCAAUAUGUCUGUGAUGCAAAAGAUGAUGUGAUGGAUUUCCAAGUAAAAGUGAAAGAAUUGCCUGCAAAAAUUCUUGGAAAACCUGAGGCAAAAACAGAAAAGGAGUUCUUAGUUACUGAUGACAUUAUUCUUGUGUGCGAGCUCUCAAGAUCCAAUGUCUCAGUCACUUGGUACAAAGAUAAUGAGCUUAUUGACGACACUGAGCGAUACUGUAUUGAGGAGCAAGGUGUCUUCCGAUCACUGGUUGUCCUAAAUGCUGGGCUCCAGGAUUCAGGAGAGUAUGCUUGCGAUGCAGUGGAUGAUAAGAUGGUCUUCCAUAUCACAGUCAAAGAGCCUCCAGUACAAAUCAUUGGGAACUCUGGCCACCCAGAGCAUCACAUCCUGGCCGCAGGAGAUGACCUUAUUUUGGAGUGCGAGGUAUCGCGGUCAGAUGCCACUGUUCAGUGGUUAUGGAAUGGCGAGAUACUGAAACCAGAUCCCCGUAUCAAAAUUGACAGCUAUGACGUUGUGAGAAAGCUUGUCGUCUCUGGACUUCAACCCUCAGACUCUGGAAAAUACAUCUGUGAUGCCACUGAUGACCAAAUGAUAACAAUUGUUGAGGUGCCAGAGCCUCCGGCCAAGUUUGUGAAUAAACAAGCAAAUAACAUCUUGGCCUAUGAAAAUGAGAGUGUUACAUUGUGUGCCAUUGUGAACAAUGAAAGAGCUAAUGUUCGGUGGUUGAAAGAUGGCCAACUACUGAACGAGGACAACAUUCACAUUUCCAGUGAGGGUAAUACCCACAAGCUCACUAUUAAUCCUCUGCAGCUGUCAAAUUCUGGAGAAUAUGUCUGUGACGUAAACACGGACGAGAUGCAUUUCAGUCUUUUAGUCAAAGAAAUGAAGGUGAAAUUUAUUAGACCUUUGGAGAACACUGUGUGUAUAAAGGGCCGCAGCCUCACUCUACGAUGCGAGAUCAAUAAACCCAAAGGAGAUGUGCAGUGGCUGAAAGAUGGCCAGGAGAUCUCUCCAAACCGCCGGCACACAAUACGGGCACAAGGUCGGGAGCGUAGCUUCACCAUCCACCAAAUAGUGGAAGAAGAUGCUGGAGAAUAUGUCUGUGAGUCCACAGAUGACAGGACGUCCUCUACUGUCAUUGUAGAAACUCCUCGUGUUGUUGAGUUCAUAGCAGAGGUUCGUAACAUCACAGUACGAGAGGGAGAAGAUGCCGUUUUUAAGUGUGUGGUUUCACCGGAAGAUACUCAGUUGGUGUGGCGCUUAAAUGGCAAGCAAAUAGCUCAAAAUGAGCGCACCAUCAUUUCAAGCAAUGGACUGUGCCACAUGCUCUGCAUCCACAACUGCCUGGUUUCAGAUAGCGGCAGAGUGACAGCUGAUGCCGAGGGUUUGGUAUCUGAAGCAGAACUCCACGUUCAAGAGCAACAGGUGCUGUUCACCAAGACAAUGGCACCAGUAGUUGCUGAAGAAUACAGUGCGGCACUUUUAGAAGUGGAGGUGAGUCUGGAUUCAGAGGAGAUACAGUGGAUGAGGCAAGGGGUGCUGAUCCACCCUGGGGCAAAGUAUACCCUUAAACACAAGGGUCGAAAACACUCUCUCACCAUACACAAAGUGGCCAUGUCUGACCGGGGCACCUACAGCUGUGAAACCCUCCAUGAUCGCACGCAAGCACAGCUAACAGUGGAACCUCGAAAAGUCACUCUCAAGAGGGAACUGGUUGACAUUACCACCACAGAGAGAGAAACGGCGUCUUUUGAAGUUGAGCUCUCACAUCCCAAUGUCCCAGGCACUUGGAUAAGAAAUGGAACUAAGCUUAAGCCGACAAGUCACUUCCGUAUUAGUGCCAAAGGACAAGUCCACAGCCUCAUCAUCUAUAACCUAUCAGUGGAAGACACUGGCACCUUUACAUUCUCUGUAGAGAAUCUGAAAACAUCUUCAAGGCUUGUUGUCAAAGAGCCCCCAGUGACCAUUUUCAGGAAACUGGAGGACCAGAAAUUCUCUGAAGCAGCAGUGAUCUCUCUUGAGUGUGAGCUGUCGAGACACAAUGUCGAUGUAAAAUGGUUCAAGAAUGGGGUUGAAAUGAAGCCCAGCAAGGAAGUGCGCAUUUAUGCAAUGGGUAGAAAAAGGUUUCUUCAGAUCAUUAAAUGCCACGUCAGUGAUUCUGGCACGUACACCUGCGAUGCUGGAGAGGCCACCACAUUCUGCACUGUGGAGGUCUAUGAGCGUGAGCUAUUGAUCCUGCAGGGCCUCGAGGAUUUGGACAUCCAGGAAGACGAGAAUGCCGUGUUUGUGUGUGAGAUCACGGUGGACGACGUGCCAGGGGAAUGGUUCAAAAACGGGGAAAGGAUACAACCCACAAGCACUGUCAAGAUCCGCCAGGAAGGGACCAAACAUUUUCUCCUUAUGUGUAAUGUGCGACCAGAGGAUUCUGGGGAGAUCAAAUUUGUCGCCAGACAUGUUGAAUCUAUUGCUUACCUGGAGGUGGAAGAGGUUCCUAUCAACAUUGUGAAACCUCUGCAGGAUAAGACCGUCCUGGAGAAGACCCGAGUGAUCCUGGACUGCACUGUGUCAAACUCCAGAUGUAGCAUCCGCUGGUACAAAGGACCCAAUGUCAUACUGCCCUCUGAGCGCUUCGAGAUCAGCAGCGAAGGCUGUUAUCGCAAACUGAUCAUCCAGCAUGUGCUGCUAGAUGAUGAUGGCACAUACAGUGUCCAGGUUGGCGAGUGUACCUGCUCUGCAAAGCUGACAGUGGAGGCCCAGUCCUUGUUGAUGGUCAGAGAGCUGAAAGAUGUGGAGGUCGCGGCCCCCAAUGAAGCCAGCUUCGAGUGUGAAGUGUCUGCUCCUGUCGUCAAAGCUCCCGUGUGGAGUUUGAAUGGCGAGGCCUUGCAGCCCAGCUGUCGAGUAAGCCUGGAGAAGAUGGGCACAGUCCACAGGCUAACACUCAGACAAACCUCCACGGACAUGAGUGGAGCGGUGGAGUUCACGUCAGGCAAAGCGAAGAGCAGCGCUCAGCUUCGGGUGCUGAGUGACGCCUAAGCGACUUGAAUCGCCUGUCUGUCUGUCUGCUGCUGCUGCUGCCACGCAGACAUGGAUCCGUUGCUCUUCUGACGCUGUCACGUUGUGACACUGAUGUUGCUUAUUAUAUUUCUACAUGCAGUCUACAAAUGUGGUUAAAACAGGGUUUGUCAUGAAUUGUCUUGCAGUUCAGUUAAAGUUUAGGGGUUCUCUGUGACUCACUUUUAUGUAAACAGAGGUUGUUGUUUUUCUCUCCGUUCAUUUAAAAUGAUGUUGUUGUGUGCAAAGAAAGUGUCAAAGCAGUUUCUAUUUCAUGAUAUGAAAAAUGUAGUUGGGUUGUAAAUAAUGUUCAGUUUGGAAGUGUUUCGACUGUAACCGAAUACGAAUGUGUUUGGGGUUUUUUUUUGGUAUUCACCCGUUCAUUCAAAGUACAGUGACAGUAAGUGCAUCAUUAUUUUAUAAAAUUCAAAGCACACAUUUAGAGUGAAUUCAGUCUACCCAUAUUUAUACAUCACAUUUUCCAGAUGAUUUGCCCCAGCUAGAUACGCUGAAUUAUUAUUUUUACACAAUAUAAUUAACGCCCUAUUACGUCCCCAUGUAUCAAAGAUUAGUUUUUCAUGGCUGUUGUGACAUUAAUUCAGAUUAUUUUAGGUCUGAAGAGCAGUUGACACCAGUGUCAUCCAAGAAACGCCUCUAUUUCCUAUCUAUUUUCAUCGUCCGUUGUAUAGAAAUAGUUUUUUUUGUAUAUCUUUUGAAACUUUAAAUAAAAAAACAAACAAACAAAGUCUUUUAGAAAGUGGCUUGUAAUGUAAACACAUUGGGCCAAAGAAAUCAAGUAAUAUAACAAAGAAAUAGAACCCACAGAUUACUUGAUCAACUUAAUCUGUGGGUUACAACUUGUGCCAUAUUCCAUUUCUGUUUUUUCCAUUUGAUUGUUUCCACUCCUGCUAUGUUGUGUUGAGCGUUAGGUAUGUGAGGGAAACAAAAAAAAAACAACUGUAGUGAAAUAUGACCUGUUUCAAUAAAACAUGCUUUAUUGAUGCAAUGUAGAAA
This is a messenger RNA of Solea solea (common sole), 7962 nucleotides long. RefSeq names its product obscurin like cytoskeletal adaptor 1b (gene obsl1b). NCBI's taxonomy places the organism in Eukaryota, Metazoa, Chordata, Actinopteri, Pleuronectiformes, Soleidae. Gene Ontology annotation, molecular function: protein binding. The transcript has 26 exons. The coding region runs from base 181 to 6930 and encodes 2249 amino acids. The record is from RefSeq and is a predicted model, not a curated record.